ACAUUUCAGAUAAAAAGGAAACGAAUCGAUUCCUGCCCUUCAUAUUUACAAUGAUAUCCCUUCGUGACAAUCCAAUAUGUAAUUACACAUUAUGGUAAUUAAACAAUAAAACAGCUUUUUAAAUAUAAGAUAACAAUAGAGAAUAUAAGAGUGUGAUGAACGGCGAUGCCACCAGUUGCUAUUUUACAUGUUUUGCCUCCAGUCAAAGUUGAACGAAUAUGUCAAACGAUGGAAUACAAUUGGGUGGCAAUAACAUUGACUAUAACAAGUCUUGUUAUAACUGCCCUUGAUUCUCUAUGCCUUAGCUUUAUUCUAAAGCAGAAGCCGUUAUGGAAGCCAUCAACAUGGGGAAUAGUCAAUCUGCUGUGCUGCCAUUUGCUACAAGGAAUCGUCGUUGUUCCGUCUUAUAUCCUCAAAAGACUAAAGUUCCAGGAUAAAGAUAUUAGUGGUCCAGUUUGUGAUGUAUUCCGGUUCUCGUACAUGACAACGAACUACGCAUCUUGUAUUUCUCUUCUCCUCAUCAGUGCAGAUCGGAUGUAUGCCAUCAGAAAGCCCUUAAGCUACCGCUCCAAUAUGACAAGCCAGAAAAUGGCUGGAUGCAUUUUAGCGAGUUGGGUUUACACAAUGUUGCUUUGCUUGAUACCAUUCACAAAUGCAUCGACAACCACCCCUGGAGGAUGUACAUAUCUUCCGCAAAAACAGUGGACUAUUGCAAUGCUGAUGUGUAACACUCUACUGCCCUUAUUACUGAUAAUGAUUUGCUACUGUGUAAUUUUCCAUUCUGCAAGGAGAUCUAGAAUAGCCCGUUUGUCAAUAUGCAGUAGCAAUGCAAACGUCAUGCAGAGGCGAUCAGAGAUGAGCAUCGCAAAAACAUCCGCUGUAAUUGUAUCAGCCUAUGUUACCUGUUGGGGUCCCUCUUUCGCGUAUUAUUCACUAGCUUCCAUAUGUCCUAACUGCCUCUCAACAACAUAUUUGUAUUCUGACGCCGAAGAAGUUGUUACUUUUUCAAUGAAAUAUCUCACCUUCUUAAGCGGAAUCGUGUCCCCUGUUAUUUACGGUUCGUUCAAUAAAGAGAAAUGGAUGUACAUACUUAAAAGGAGACGGAAUCGGAUAGCACCAACCAAAAAUAUUGGAAUGACGUCAAAAACAGAGAGCGGUGGACAGUUAACUCAAUGA
Rhopilema esculentum is the source of this 1176-nucleotide messenger RNA. Its product is annotated as octopamine receptor beta-2R. The record is from RefSeq and is a predicted model, not a curated record. Gene Ontology annotation, cellular component: membrane. NCBI's taxonomy places the organism in Eukaryota, Metazoa, Cnidaria, Scyphozoa, Rhizostomeae, Rhizostomatidae. Gene Ontology annotation, molecular function: G protein-coupled receptor activity. Gene Ontology annotation, biological process: G protein-coupled receptor signaling pathway.